AUGGACUCUGCGCCGCCUGUUGAAGAAGCUGUCUCACAAUCAGCAGACGGACUCCCACCCGAGGCAGUCGCUCUAGCCAGAAGAUUCUUUGAUGCGGCCAGGUCAGGUCAGAUAGAGAUCUUUGAGCAGGCUCUGCCACGUGGUUUGCCGGCAAACCUGACCAAUGACAAGGGUGAUACCCUGCUUAUGCUUGCAUCUUACCACGGCCACGCGCCGUUGGCCUCGCUGUUGGUAAAACAUGGCGCCGACCCCAACCGGUUGAAUGAUAGGGGGCAGUCGAUUCUGGCAGGCGUCGUAUUCAAGAACGAGCCGGAAGUCAUCGGUAUCCUUUUGGAUGCUGGAGCUGACCCCGAGAUGGGGCAGCCGAGCGCACUUGAUGCCACGAAAGUACAUGUGUACAAGAAACCCUACAGAGUUAGAAGUGGUGUCCUAACAUGCAUACAGGUCUUCAAGCAGGAAGCAUUUGAGCAGCGAUUCAAAGACCAGAUUGAGAAGCUGAAGGCUGCAAACACGAGGACCAUGAAUGGCAGUUCGUGGCAGAAAGCAGAAGGUUUCUCUACCUAA
This is a messenger RNA of Cladophialophora yegresii CBS 114405, 564 nucleotides long. RefSeq lists its product as uncharacterized. The transcript has 2 exons. The coding region runs from base 1 to 564 and encodes 187 amino acids. NCBI's taxonomy places the organism in Eukaryota, Fungi, Ascomycota, Eurotiomycetes, Chaetothyriales, Herpotrichiellaceae. The record is from RefSeq and is a predicted model, not a curated record. Gene Ontology annotation, molecular function: protein binding. Gene Ontology annotation, biological process: protein localization to ciliary inversin compartment. Gene Ontology annotation, cellular component: ciliary inversin compartment.